Molecule: messenger RNA, 2909 nt
Organism: Phacochoerus africanus (Common warthog)
Lineage: Eukaryota; Metazoa; Chordata; Mammalia; Artiodactyla; Suidae
Gene: PLCD4
Product: phospholipase C delta 4
Exons: 17
Coding region: 293-2593 (766 amino acids)
Biological process (GO): lipid metabolic process; intracellular signal transduction
Molecular function (GO): phosphatidylinositol-4,5-bisphosphate phospholipase C activity; calcium ion binding
Source: RefSeq, a predicted model, not a curated record
CCCACCACUCCGUCACACUGACCAGUGUCCUGGGCCUUUAAGAGGUGGAUGGGCUGAACUGAGGGAGAGAGCUCACACCUCUCCCUACCCUACUCCUUCCAUCGUGCUGCAACUCUGGCAGUGACAGCAGCAAACUGCAGCAGAAGAGGGGAGGAAGCCAGAGAGUGCAAGAGGAGCAAAGGAGAAAAGAAGCCUGGCUGGGUUUCCUCGUGCCACAGUGGAAGGCAUCGCAGACACAGGAUUGCCGUCGCACCCACGGUGACUCUGGCACCAGCUGGUGGAGCAGUGGGUCAUGGCGUCCCUGCUGCAAGGCCGGCUGCCCAUCAAUCAAGACCUGCUGCUGAUGCAGAAAGGUAUGCUGAUGCGCAAGGUGAGGUCCAAAAGCUGGAAGAAGCUAAGAUACUACAGACUUCAGGACGAUGGCAUGACAGUCUGGCAUGCCCGGCAGGCCGGAGGCAGGGCCAAGCCCAGCUUCUCAAUCUCCGACGUGGAAACGGUGCGUGGGGGCCAUGAGUCUGAGUUGCUGCGCAACCUGGCAGAGGAGUUCCCCUUGGAGCAGGGCUUCACCAUCGUCUUCCAUGGCCGCCGCUCUAACCUGGACCUGGUGGCCAACAGUGUUGAGGAGGCCAAGGUCUGGAUGCAAGGGCUCCAGCUAUUGGUGGACUUUGUCACUAACAUGGACCAACAGGAGCGGCUGGACCAAUGGCUGAGUGAUUGGUUCCAGCGUGGAGACAAAAACCAGGAUGGGCGGAUGAGUUUCGGAGAAGUCCAGCGGUUACUGCACCUGAUGAAUGUGGAAAUGGACCAAGAACAUGCCUUCCAGCUUUUCCAGACAGCAGACACAUCCCAGUCUGGGACUCUGGAGGGAGAAGAAUUUGUAGAAUUCUAUAAGUCAUUGACUAAGCGUGCUGAGGUACAGGAAUUGUUUGAAAACUUUUCGUCUGAUGGACAGAAGCUAACACUGCUGGAAUUUGUGGAUUUCCUCCAAGAGGAGCAGAAAGAAGGAGAACGUGCUUCUGAUCUUGCUCUGGAACUCAUCGACCGCCACGAGCCUUCAGAUAGUGGCAAACUGCGGCACGUGCUGAGUCUGGAUGGCUUCCUCAGCUACCUCUGCUCGAAGGACGGAGACAUCUUCAAUCCGACCUGCCUCCCCAUCUACCAGGAUAUGACUCAACCCCUGAACCACUACUUCAUCAACUCCUCCCACAACACCUACCUAGUGGGGGACCAGCUUUGUGGCCAGAGCAGCGUGGAGGGUUACAUACGGGCCCUGAAACGGGGGUGCCGCUGCGUGGAGGUGGAUAUAUGGGAUGGACCUAACGGGGAACCUGUUGUUUAUCACGGACACACCCUGACCUCUCGCAUCCCGUUCAAAGAUGUUGUGGCCGCUAUAGCACAGUAUGCCUUCCAGACAUCAGACUAUCCAGUCAUCUUGUCCCUGGAGAACCACUGCAGCUGGGAGCAACAGGAGAUGAUAGCACACCACCUGACUGAGAUCCUGGGGGAGCAGCUCCUGAGCACCACCUUGGACGGGCAGCUUCCCACUCAGCUGCCCUCCCCCGAGGAGCUUCGGAGGAAGAUCUUGGUGAAGGGGAAGAAGUUAAGAACACUUGAGGAGGAUCUUGAGGAAGAGGAGGAAGAGCCAGAGGAGUCUGAACUGGAGGGGGAGCAGGAGGCUGAGCUGGAGCUGGAGGCCCAGUUUGAAUCUGAGCCCCAGGAGCUGAGCCCUCGCAGUAAAGACAAAAAGGAGAAGAAAGUCAAGGCCAUCUUGUGUCCAGCCCUCUCUGCCUUGGUUGUCUACUUGAAGGCGGUCUCAUUCUACAGCUUCGCUCAUUCGAGGGAGCACUAUCGCUUCUAUGAAAUAUCUUCUUUCUCUGAAGCCAAGGCCAAGAGCCUCAUCAAGGAGUCCGGCAAUGAGUUUGUGCAGCACAACACCUGGCAGUUAAGCCGUGUGUAUCCUGGUGGCCUGAGGACAGAUUCAUCCAACUACAACCCGCAAGAAUUCUGGAAUGCAGGCUGCCAGAUGGUGGCCAUGAAUAUGCAGACUGCGGGGCUUGAGAUGGACCUCUGUGAUGGGCUCUUUCGCCAGAACGCUGGCUGUGGCUACGUGCUGAAGCCAGACUUCCUGCGUGACGCUCAGAGUUCCUUCCACCCCGAGAGGCCCAUCAGCCCUUCCAAAGCCCAGACCCUCCUAAUCCAGGUAAUCAGUGGUCAGCAACUCCCCAAAGUGGACGACAGCAAAGAGGGGUCCAUUGUGGAUCCACUGGUGAGAGUGGAGAUCUUUGGCGUCCGCCCAGACACAGCCCGGCAAGAGACCAGCUACGUGGAGAACAAUGGUUUUAAUCCCUACUGGGGGCAGACCCUCUGCUUCCGGGUCCUGGUACCUGAACUGGCCCUGCUGCGUUUUGUGGUAAAAGAUUAUGACUGGAAAUCCCGAAACGACUUCGUCGGUCAGUACACCCUGCCCUGGAACUGCAUGCAGCAAGGUUACCGCCACAUACACCUGCUCUCCAAGGAUGGCAUCAGCCUCCACCCAGCCUCCAUCUUCGUGCACAUCUGCAUCCGGGAAGGGCUAGAAGGGGUUGAAUCUUAAGGCUCACUGCCAUAUCCAGAUCCAGGACUCCUCUUUCCCACCCACUCUGGCUCAAAGACGGAGUGCAGCUAGAAAUCCAGAGAGGGGCUUGGGGCGGAAAGAUUCAGAGAGGCACUAUCUCCUCCACUCCCAAUUCCUCAAGUCCAGAGCCAGAGGAAGGAGAAAGCGAGCCUCGAGGCUCCCCAGGCAAAGGCUGGGGAAGACCUGACCUCAAGACUGUACAAUGACACUCAAGAGAACAGUGAAUGGCCCUCAGAGUCCCCAAUGGACUGCUUCUCCCCAGCCCCACCGGUAUAAAUAGAACUUCUCUCCAAAA